CAGGCAAGCCAAAUCACCAAGAUCAUUGCAGCCUGGAACCUGGCUAAAGGAGAGAGGAAGACCCUGGACGCAAGCACUGUGGGUGCGCCCUGCCAAGGAGGGGGGAGGGCGGAGCACGAGAAGGAGGGAGAAGGGAGGGCGUGAGAGCGAGUGAGACACAAGAAAAGCUUGCGCGCCACCGCCCUCCUCGGGAGAGAGGCUGGAGUGAAGCUGAGCAGAGAACCGCAUUUCAAUGAGGACCAGCCCCGGCGCAUCCGUGCACUAGCGGCUGCAACCCAGACGCCCGUGCUCCGCAGCCCCAGCCGCGCCCAGCCCGGCGAGGACAGCUCCAGCAGCCGGCCACAGACAACCCAGCGGCCACCCGCGACCGGUUCCACACACAAAGCAGUCAUGUCGUUCGGCAGAGAUAUGGAGUUGGAGCAUUUUGAUGAACGGGACAAGGCGCAGAGGUACAGCAGGGGGUCCCGGGUGAACGGUCUGCCCAGUCCCACACACAGCGCCCACUGCAGCUUCUACCGCACGCGCACACUGCAGACGCUCAGCUCCGAGAAGAAAGCCAAGAAGGUUCGAUUCUACAGAAAUGGUGACCGCUACUUCAAAGGGAUUGUGUACGCCAUCUCCCCAGACCGCUUCCGAUCCUUCGAGGCCCUGCUGGCUGAUUUGACCCGAACUCUCUCGGAUAAUGUGAAUUUGCCCCAGGGAGUGAGAACCAUCUACACCAUCGAUGGAGUCAAGAAGGUCUCCAGCCUGGACCAGCUGGUGGAAGGUGAAAGCUAUGUCUGUGGCUCCAUUGAGCCCUUUAAGAAGUUGGAAUACACCAAGAAUGUGAACCCCAACUGGUCCGUGAACGUCAAGACCACCUCGGCUUCCCGGGCAGUGUCUUCGCUGGCCACUGCCAAGGGGGGACCCUCAGAGGUUCGGGAGAAUAAGGAUUUCAUUCGACCCAAGCUGGUCACCAUCAUCAGAAGCGGAGUGAAGCCACGGAAGGCUGUCAGGAUCCUGCUGAACAAGAAGACGGCACAUUCCUUCGAGCAGGUUCUCACUGACAUUACCGAUGCCAUCAAGCUGGACUCGGGCGUGGUGAAGCGCCUGUACACCCUGGAUGGGAAGCAGGUGAUGUGCCUUCAGGACUUUUUUGGUGACGAUGACAUUUUUAUUGCAUGUGGACCAGAGAAGUUCCGUUACCAGGAUGAUUUCUUGCUAGAUGAAAGUGAAUGUCGCGUGGUGAAAUCCACUUCAUACACCAAAAUAGCAUCGUCGUCCCGCAGAGGCACAACCAAGAGCCCAGGACCUUCCAGGCGAAGCAAGUCCCCGGCCUCCACCAGCUCAGUCAAUGGAACCCCUGGUAGUCAGCUCUCCACUCCACGCUCGGGCAAGUCACCAAGUCCAUCCCCCACCAGCCCAGGAAGCCUGCGAAAGCAGAGGAUCUCUCAGCAUGGCGGCUCCUCUACUUCGCUUUCAUCCACAAAAGUUUGCAGCUCGAUGGAUGAGAAUGACGGCCCUGGGGAAGGUGAUGCGCUCGAGAGAAAGCACAGCUUGCAGGGGGGAUGGAGGAAGGAAGAGUCGGAGGAAGGCUUCCAGAUUCCUGCCACAAUAACAGAGCGGUACAAAGUUGGGAGGACAAUAGGAGAUGGGAAUUUCGCUGUUGUCAAGGAAUGCGUAGAGAGGUCAACUGCUCGGGAGUAUGCCCUGAAAAUCAUCAAGAAAAGCAAAUGUCGAGGCAAAGAGCACAUGAUCCAGAACGAGGUGUCUAUCUUGAGGAGGGUGAAGCACCCCAACAUUGUCCUCUUGAUCGAAGAGAUGGAUGUGCCCACUGAGCUGUACCUUGUCAUGGAGUUAGUGAAGGGCGGAGACCUUUUCGAUGCCAUCACUUCCACUAGCAAAUACACAGAGCGAGAUGCCAGUGGGAUGCUGUACAACCUGGCCAGUGCCAUCAAAUACCUGCACAGCCUGAACAUCGUCCACCGUGACAUCAAGCCGGAGAACCUGCUGGUGUAUGAGCACCAGGAUGGCAGUAAGUCACUCAAGUUGGGUGACUUUGGUCUGGCCACCAUUGUUGAUGGCCCCUUGUACACAGUCUGUGGCACCCCAACAUAUGUGGCUCCUGAAAUCAUUGCAGAGACUGGAUAUGGCCUCAAGGUGGACAUCUGGGCAGCCGGUGUGAUCACUUACAUCCUGCUGUGCGGUUUCCCUCCGUUCCGUGGGAGUGGUGAUGACCAAGAGGUGCUUUUUGACCAGAUCUUGAUGGGCCAAGUGGACUUCCCACCUCCGUACUGGGACAACGUGUCAGAUUCUGCUAAGGAACUCAUCAACAUGAUGCUGUUGGUUAACGUGGACCAGAGAUUUUCAGCCUUGCAGGUCCUUGAGCAUCCCUGGGUUAACGAUGACGGUCUCCCAGAAAAUGAGCAUCAGCUGUCAGUAGCUGGCAAGAUCAAGAAGCAUUUCAACACGGGCCCCAAGCCGAACAGCACGGCAGCCGGAGUUUCUGUCGUAGCACUGGACCACGGGUUUACCAUCAAGAGAUCAGGGUCUUUGGACUACUACCAGCAACCAGGAAUGUAUUGGAUAAGACCACCGCUCUUGAUAAGGAGAGGCAGGUUUUCCGACGAAGACGCAACCAGGAUGUGAGGAGCAGAUACAAGGCACAGCCAGCUCCACCAGAACUCAACUCGGAAUCAGAAGACUACUCUCCCAGCUCCUCUGAGACUGUUCGCUCCCCUAAUUCACCCUUUUAAUAAGACCCUUUUACUCCAAGCCCUAGCUUAACCCUUUUAAGACUCUGAGAUUUCCCCCUCCCCCAAACUUCUGUAAAACAGGUUCAUCUGAUCUAUCUAGCACUCAAUGCGUGAACGGCGGAACAGGAAGUAUGUUUUGGGUACCUUUGUAGCAAGCUCCCUUUACUGAAUGAGAAGGCAUGUGGUGUUUGUGACGAUGGUAAUUUGCUGCUAAUAGGGGUCCUUCAAGGGUUAAGGCUAAUUUGAAAUUUUUUUUUUUAAAAUAUAGAAGCAAUGAAUGUUUUCAUCAGUCGAGCUAGGAUCUGCAAUAGGUAACAGCACCUGUCAGCCCUCUGAGUGCACAGAAUUUUCUUUAGAAUCCUUGCUGGGUAAUUUUCCAGAAUCUUGGGUAUAUUCACACACAUUUCUGGGUUUUGUUGCAGACCAAAGGGCCUCGUUAAGACCCUAAAAUAUCCACACACAAGAAGAGCAGGGAGGAUGAUCCAUCGUGGAUCCUUCUCUGUGGAUUUGGAGCAUGGCAGGUUUUAUAACAUCCGUAGAUGCACCCCUCAUUCCUUACCGUUUUACAAAGAAGGGACUCCCUUUCCUAAGUAGUAAGCUGGUUAGCUGCAGCGAGUUCUCUGCUUUGAUGGGAGGGAAUCAGGUUUGUGGCCGCCUCACCCAAGCGAUGGGCGGUGUCUCCCUGUCUCCAUACAAAGAUGUGCAGAUGACGCCCCUGACAUGCUGCUUCCCCAUUAGCUGCUGCUAGUGCCAGGCAGACCCUAGGGGAACCACCUAGCCUUGGCUUGUGCUCGGUGAGUUGGGGUCUGUCUGCUCAGAAUCAGGAAAGAUCUAGAACUACUGGUGAAAAGAGCAAUAAAUUACCAGGUGCUCUACAGGGCUGGCAUUCCAACCAGCGAGAGAACGCAAGGUCCCGUGUUUCCUUCUUCUCAGCUGCUUUUACACGGGACCGUAGCCACCAGUGUGAAACCAACACAGAACUCGAAAGAUCUGGGGCGCGAGGGAGCAAGAGGCAGUGCUUUGCAAAGUGGCAGAUGAGAAAGAAAGUACAGUGGGAACACAAUCCAAAAGGGUCUAAGGGGCCGGGCAGUGGUGGCGCAUGCCUUUAAUCCCAGCACUCGGGAGGCAGAGGCAGGCGGAUCUCUGUGAGUUCGAGACCAGCCUGGUCUACAAGAGCUAGUUCCAGGAUAGACUCCAAAAACACAGAGAAACCCUGUCUCGAAAAACCAAAAAAAAAACAAAAACAAAAACAAAACAAAACACAAAAGGGUCUAAGGAUGGGUUUCAGAGAAAUAAGCCGGUUCUAUGAGUAACUCUAGGCACCUGCAAGUCUCCCAGAAGACACCGGAGGCUGAAACUGCCACUCCCACUUAUGAUUUUCUUACUGUAGCUUGGUCUCCAGUCAUCCAGGAGAGAUGUGUUGCUUUCAUGGUUUCGGGCCAGGGCCUGAUUGGGAUUCGUUUUCCACCCCUGCUACCCAGUCUGUCUCCCUAGACCUGAGUUUCUUUGGGAGCUGAUUGCAUCUCAGAAUAUGGGCUUGUUGUUUCCUGGUUUUUGUGUCUUUGAUCCAAAAGGAUUCAGGGGUGCCUGGGAGGCCGGACCCAACGCAAAUGUUGCUCUAGUGUUUUCUUAGCUUUGACCCAGGAAAGCACAGUGAUAGACUUCAGAAUGGCUACAAGUGGUCUUUACUUUCUCAUUCUUAAUUUGAAUGUGUUUUAGUGUCUUGAAAGUUACGAACAACCUUUUCAUUGUCAGGUCUUUAUCUUCGAACUCCAUGCCAAUCUUCAACUACUGCAUUCAUCCACAGUCUUUAUGUUCUAUGCAUGUAUGGACUUUUACAUGACAGAAUGCCACAUUUGCUGGUCUUCCACAUUUAAAUCAACAUCUACUUAGGUUUUUUUUUUUUUUGAGAGCCAAGAAAUGAUAGCAUGAAAAGUACAAAAUCGUAUAAAUCAGCAUAUUAUUUAAAUUGCAUGUUGGGAGUAGACAGAACACAGACCACCAGGAAGGGUGCUAGUUUGUAGACAGUUCAUAUUGGUGAAGAGCAUAGAACUGAUCAGAAAUCACUACCUUCUCUGGAACAGAAAGGCAAAGCACUUUUAUUCUAAGAUUAGCAAGCAAUGGCAUAGCUGAGCCUCAACUCCAUGUAUGAGACUACAAAAUACCCUAUGGCCAAUAACAGACUGCCACCCUCUCUAAAUUCCUGCUUUCCCCCUGGUCAUUAACAUAGGGCCAUAGCAUCCAGUGCGACAGGUCCAUAGUGAGGGCUCUGGCUUUUGUCUAUCAUCAUUUCGGGGAACUCAAGGGGCUUCCUCAUAUGCUGCAGAAGGGCAGCUCAGAAGACUUCUGAGCCCAUUCGGAAGGAAGAUGGCAGCGCACCCCUCUAGAGUUUCAGUGAUCUAUGCUGAAUAAACAGUGGGAUCUGACCUGUCAGGUAGAAAGAUCAAGCAGGCGGAUGGACUGCAGUAAUUCAGUCACCUUUCUAGCAUUCAGCUACCAAGAUCUUAGACAUCAGAGGUGUAGCUCAGAGGGCGAACAGACAGACAUGCGUGAAUGACUCUGUGCGCCCAGACUGCUUUGGCUUUAGCCAACACUACAUCUCCCCCCUCAACAUUCUCGGAAUAGUUCCAGUUUGAAAUGAUUAAGUGGUGGUGUUCUUUGAAUUUCCAUAACCAAAUCGACUCUAUUUUUCAUUUUGUGUAUCAUAGAACAGCUAUGUGCCACGAUGGCUGUGUAUCUCUGUAAUUAUCCACUUAACCAUCACGAGUGUUUACAUAUUUUUGAGUAUUGAAUACGAUUCUUAUGGUGGUAGUCUGGUGAUGGGAAUUGCCCUUCCUUUACUAACUGGACCAGCCCUGUGGUAUUUAAAGGGAUCUUUCCAUUUGAGAACAGAGUAGUUGAACAACCCUUCUCUCCUUGCUUCCUGUAAGUCAAUUCUGUGGAUGAGACCCUCUCAUAUUAAUGAAUACAUUUACCCUCCGCAUUGUAGCAGAAGCCGCUUUCUUCAUCAUGAUCAAUAAACGUGUGAUUUGUUCUGAACCAUUAGAAGGAAAAGUUAAGACCCUCGGUCCCUGGAAAUGUUCCGGCCAUGCCCUCAUCUGAUGCACACGUGGUGUAUGCAUAUUAACAUGAGAGGAGGAGGGAGUGGGGAAUAACAGAAUACACUUCGUGUCUUGCGUUCACUGAGAUUUCCUACAACCUGCUUAGCUCUCUUAUGACUGACGGUUGACAGGUCUGUCAGAUACUGUUGAAAGAGCACAGUAGAUCGGUGAAUGAAGGGCUAAAAUUGCAAUCCUUUAUCCUUUGAGGCAUAUUUCAGUUGGAAAAAAAAACAAAGAAAGAAAGAAAGAAAGAAAGAAAGAAAGAAAGAAAGAAAGAAGGAAAGAAAGAAAGAGAAAGAUUGGCUCAGAGGGUCACAGGGCUCCCGAAUUACCAGGACGUGAGUGCGUUAAAUCACUGUUGUUUGCUGGCCAAAGGCAUCCGUUAGACAACUCUAUCCCCUGUGCCGAAGUGCAGUUGUGCUGAGGGAGAGCUUUCUUCACAUUAUUGUGUUGCCGCUGGCCCUUCUCUGGGUAAAGCCCUGUCAGCAUUUCCAAGAUAAACUCCUAUUCUGCAAGGUUUUUAAUUUGACCAUAAAAAUGUGCCUGAGGCUCAAGUCUGCUAUUCAGGGCCUGUCCUAAAGAGUGGGGGGCACAUCUCAGGCCUCUCAACUUCUUCCUGACUCUGGAGGAAAACUCAACAUCUGGUAUGUUGCCCUCAUUGUGAUUCCAGAGUUUCGGGGCGCCCCAAGACACAAGAUGGUAGUUGUAACAUAAUUACUUACUUGGACAUGCUUUUUAAAAAACUGAUCACUUAGUAUAUAUUAUAAGAUAUUUUCUAUUAUUUGUAAGUCUUUUAAAAUUACUGCUUGAUUUUUCUUUUUUUUUUUAAGUCUUUCCUUUCUUUUUUUCUUUCCUUUUAUUUGUCAAGAGAUUUUUUUUUUAAAGAACUUGAAGUUGAUCAGCUCGAAGGUCCACUUUUUUCAUGAGCUGCCUGCCACUUCCUUUGGUAAUUUGGAAAAACAAAAACAAAAAACAAAAUACCUCUCUGACCCAACAGAGCUUUGGUUUGAAUGCUGCGUGGAGGGUUAGCCACACGCUUCUUUGGAAAUCUGGAUUUCCGAAUUUAGUCAUCAGAUUUCACGAAGCCACCUUUGUCUGUGGGGAGAGUAGCAGCUAACAGUGAAAGUGCCCCCACAAUUAACACUUUUGUCAACUCACAUUCGAAGCCAGCAUAAAAUACCACUUCCUACUCUCGUGUUUAAGGGCAAAUAAAUCAGGGAAACUUGAGGACAUAUGAAACAUUUGGUGGCUGCAGAAGUACUUCCCAAUUGAGCUCUACGGUGCUUUUACACAUGGAACAGUUAAGAACUGGGACCCCAGGAUGUCAGAUGGAAGCUUUGGCUCGUAUGUAAUUACAUACAGACGGGGGAGGGGCUCUGGGCUCUCCUUUUUUAAUCAUCUCAAAUAUGCAGCCUGCCAGCCAGUAGCAUUAAGGGUCAUAAACCAGUGGGAAACAGGAAAUCUAAGGUAGAGGUUUAGCAUGCCUCUGCUGAGGCCUUUUGGUUUGUUUGCUAUUGUUGCUGGCCCUAACAGGAGGCCUCUGUGGUCAUUUUUCGGGAAAUGAGCAUCUAACUGGCAGGUGUUGUGGUCAUGCGGUUUGCCCAUGGAGACAAAUGAGGGAUCCGGAUUCCCUGAUUCCUGUCAAGAAAAGGCGUUCUCUCUCAACUGUACCUGCACAUUUCCUCAAUAUUUUUUUUUUUUUUUGGUCAAUUAAACUGAGACCCUUAAUGUUACUUCAAUGUAAAGUUGUAUAUUUUUAACUGUGACAUACUUUAUUAAUUUAAAGUAAUUAGUGCUUAAGCCUUCAGAACUGUUGGUAUUAAGAGUAGGAUUUUAAGUGGUGUUAAACAUCCUAACAAGUUUGUUUCAAGUCAAUCAGCUGUAGUCAGGAAGAGACCUUGACUGGUUUUGGGGGGCAACUUCUCACUUGCCCUGGACACUAAAUCCUUGGUGUGUUCGAUGAAUAAAUAAAAAGAGAUUGAAACUGGUCCAAGGUUAGAGUCACAUCCUUGACAACUUUAAAAAAAAAAGUAUUAGGAAAUUAAUAUUAGCCUUUUUCAUUCUGACUGAAAGAAAAUUCUUAAAGGAUUAGUUGUGCGUGAAAUUAAAUAGUAUUUUGCUUCUGCAUACUGAAGAAGUGGGCUGGGGACUUGGCACAUUUAACAAGUUCCUCGAAAGGUUUCAAUUUGGAGAAAAAAAGAAUUCAGCAUUUCCUUUGCGAUUCUGAUUUCGUCACUUGCUGCAUGGAUCCGAUGGCGUAGGUUAGUGUCUGGUUUGGGAAUCCCAAUGAAAUAACUUUCAAAUGAUUUGUACCCAUGGUUAAAGGUGGAAUGAGACCCAACUCCCCCCCAGUCCUUCAGUUUAAGCUCAUAAAUUGUAGGUGAAUGUGGAAUGAAAUCAUCUGUGAUAUAUUAUGUUCAUUUUCCAAAUGAGCUCUUUUGAUGUUGCCUGUUUUUAUGUAAAACACGUUCUUAAACUAAUAAAGUAAUAUCUCUUGGUGUACA
Molecule: messenger RNA, 8340 nt
Organism: Microtus ochrogaster (prairie vole)
Lineage: Eukaryota; Metazoa; Chordata; Mammalia; Rodentia; Cricetidae
Gene: Dclk1
Product: doublecortin like kinase 1
Biological process (GO): protein phosphorylation; retina development in camera-type eye; neuron migration
Cellular component (GO): neuron projection; axoneme
Molecular function (GO): ATP binding; microtubule binding; protein kinase activity
Source: RefSeq, a predicted model, not a curated record